CAACUACAAAGAAGUUCCGUUAACUUUACGAGAAACUUGCGUCGCGGGAAAUAUAAUUUUUUGCACAAGUAGUAAGGAAUAAGAAAUAAUAUUAAUUUGGCAAUAGUAAUUGAUUGAAAAAAUAAAAUGUCCACUUUUCACAUCAUUGAAGAUGUACAAGAACAAACCAAUAGUUGUAGCAGUAGUACACUCAAUAAUAAUUCAUCAGUGGUUAAGCAUCAAAUCGAAAAGAAACGAAUAAGAACUAUUGGAAAUUUUAAUUCUAAUGGUACUCCGUUCACUACUACAGCUACAGCUUCCAGUGCUAAGUUUUCUGUGACAUCAACGUCCGAAGGAAAAGCAGUUGUUUCUUCGCUUUCCAUGUCCCUGGAACGUAAAGAUUCCAUACAGUAUAUGCCGAAAAAGAUUGCUCCCUGUAUAAUACCUGCUGGUCAGAGUACAGUUAUACAUUUGGAUAAUUAUACCCAUUUUAUGGCACAACGUGUUACCACCACUAAAACUGCCAUAAAACGAUCGGAAAUUAUCACAGAAGGACAGAGCCAUUUAAUCAUUCCCAGCAGCAGCGGCAGCACGAUAUCUGAAAGCUAUAGCAGUAAUAGUGUUGGCGGUGUUGGUGUCGGCAUUGUGGAUGUUGAUUUUAAAGUUUUAUUAGGUGGUGUAAGUUCAUCUUAUCGCUGCAACAAUAAAACUUUCAAUAUGAAUAAACAAAAAAUGCUGGAUUCUAAAGCUACCUCCACUAAAAUAAGAGGACGCAAAAACUCAUUAGCUUUGGAACAUAAACAACAAAAAGAAAUAAAUAAUAUGACCGUUGAAAAAGCAGAUAAGUCGGAUAGCCCAACUGCAUUAAAGUCGAUAUUAAAGAAACCAAAAACCACAAAUCGACGCAGGAAAGUUAUAAAACCACGAAAGCCUAGAACAACUAAAGUUAAAGGCAAGAAUAAUGCUGAAGAAACAAAUAUAAGCGAAGAAACAACAUGUGCAGACGAAGUAGCAGAUAAAACGUCCUUGCCGCAUAUUACCCAGACCGAUAAUGACUCAAAAAUUCUACAACCUUGUAUCUAUACAUUACAAAGCAAAAAAUGCCUUUCCGAAAUGACAUGUAAAUUUUUACAUUCCGAUUUUCCUUGCAAAUACUAUUAUCUCAAUCUACAAUGUCCAAAAGAUUUCAAAUGUCAAUUUAUGCACAAUGGUCCGCUAGAGCCGAAAUUAAUGGAAGCAUUACGUAGUCAUAUUUUAGAUUUAUUAACAACAAAACCAUCGGCAGUAGAAACUCAUUUUAUAGAACAAUUACAUAGUAUUGAAGAUUUAACGCAAAGAUUAUUGGCUUUUGAAAAAAAUCACGAACAACAGACGUGUGAGAUUAUCGAGGUGAUGGACGAUAACGAUGAAGAACAGGUACUGGUCAUAGAUGAAAGCAGUGAUGAGGUGCAAACUAAUAAUUUUACAGCUCCCCCAGCAACUUCUUUGCGCCUACAUUCCAGUGAGGCUAAUACUACUAUCGCAAUAACAACAGAUAAAUAUGAUACUAUGUAUCAAAAUUUCAAAGAAACAAAUACUAUUAUUGAUGAAAUUGAUCUAAAAUUACAAAAUCUAAAGACCACCUCAAAUAUGACUCCGAACGAAAAAAUUCAUGAACUACAAAAUAUUUAUGAACUUUUAAAAGAACAAGAAAAACGUUUGCCUAUUUAUGAAAAUCUUAAUACUAGUGCAACUAGUGCACAAAUUUCAACAAUGUAUAACCAAAUUACAAACAAUUCAAUAGAGAUGUCGUCAUUACAAUCGAAUCCACCAAAUGAACAACAACAUAUCGUUUUAGUAAAUCCCGAGAUUGUAAAUGAAAUACAAAUUUCAGAAGUACAAGAAAAUUCAGAAUUUGUUAAUGGUAUAAGAUCUUCCGGAGAAAGCCAGGAAAAUCACGAAUUUAAUAAUGAAGAUGUCCAAGAUAAUGUAAUAACUAUAACUGACGAUAAUGAAAGCUUAACUGCAGCUACUCUAAAUGUACCACAAGAAAGUGGUAUGGAAUUUUUAAAUAAUGAUAAGUUACCACAACAGGAGAAUGAUACAAAUGGUAAUAAUGACAUGAUUAACAUACCUCAAGAACAGGAGGUAAAUGACAAUAACAUGUCAGCUAAUUUGCAAAAUGAAGAUUUAUCAAUAAAUACUGAAACUGUAUUAAAUAAUACGGAUAUAAUUGAUAAAGAUAAUUUUGAAAAACCCACAGAAGAAGAAGUAUACAAUGAUAAAAAAGUACUUAAUGAAACAACAAAUUCUAUUUCUAACACUGAAAUGAAUGAUAAUAGUAAUAAGGAAGAAGUACCCUUUGAAAGUGAACAAUUUCAAGUUGCCCACCAACCUUCAAUUGAAAAUUUAGAUACAAAUAAAUCCUUGGACUUGAAUGAUAAUGAACAGCUGGAACAAAAUAUUGGACUUAAUAAUGCCUUUAAACAAAAUAAUGAAAUUCUAGAAUUAGCCAUAACAAUGGAUGAGAAAGAAGUUAUUGAGAGUCAAAUUGAAGUACAAAGAAAAAAUGAAGACGAAACCGAAGAGGAAUCACCCCCAUAUGAACAUAUUUCUAUAGCUAAACCAACUAAAGAAAGACGUUUAAGAUCUCAUACACAACAAGAUAAUGGAGAAACUUCAACUAAUAGCAAUAAUGAAAAAUCUUCUAAAACCAGUUUAGAGGUAACCAAACCUAUAAAAACUCGACGUCUUAGAUUACCUAAACCUAGUAUAAAAACUAGUGAAAAGUCCAACAGUGAAGACUAUCAAAUAAAUGCCGAUAUUAUAAAUAAACUUAUAAAUGCCCCAGAAAAUUCUGAGACUUACGAAAACGCCGAUAAAACAAAAACAUUUUUGGAAGAUGCGGAAAUUCCCUUAACACAAAAUGUUAUAUUAACAAAACGUUUUAUGAAAAAGGCCAAAGCAAAACUUGAACAACAAUCGCUACUUAAUGAAACAAUAGCAACAACAUCACGCCUCCACAAUACAGACAACGAUGUAGAACUAAAAAUGUUUGCUUUGCAUAAAGGAGACAAUCAAAACCUUAGUAGUAUAGAAAACAUAGAUGUUACCCUGCUAACACAAACCUCGGAAGAGAGUUAUACUUUAAAUCCCUCACAGGAUCCCUUAAUUACCGACGAUGUUUGUGAUAAUGCAACAAAAUUAAAUAAUGAAAUUCCCACCUCUAGUGACUGCUGUUACGAUCAUAUAAUUACACCCAUUAGAAACAAAAAGAAAGCAAAAUCUUCAGCAAACCUGGAAACUCCUGAAAAUUCAACAAACACUCACACAAAACGUCGCAUUUCUUUUGAAAAUCCCUCAUCCUCGCUUGCCGCCUCACCCUCGACUUAUAAAGAACAAUUCAAUUUAGGUAAUCCUCAUGUUGUUCUAACUAAACUGAAACCUUCAUAUUUGCUGCAAACAACUUCAAAAGUUAUACAGGCGGAUAGUACCACUACGACCACUACUAAUGUUAAUCCAAUUGUUACUUCUUCUACUUUAUUAGCAGAUGAUAAUAGACAGACAACACAGAAACGACGCAGUUUUACACCAGAAUAUGAUUUGGAUUCAUCUCUGAAAGACAAUAAAUGUUUAAAAAUUGAUGUUGUCAAAUCGAGGCGCAAAGUUAAUUUCGACACUAGACAGCGAACGUAUUCCGAACAGAGUAAUACCUCAAAAGAGGAGAGGGAUUUCGAUACUGAUUCAAGUGAUGAAAAGCUAACUAUAGUCGAUACAUUGCAAACAUCAACGCCAACUGGCAAUGAACGAAAACAAGCCAUUGAGCCUGCUACUACAACCCAUACAGUAGUAGUAACACAUCAUUCUCAUCAUCAGCAUGUGCAUAAAGAACAGGAGCAACAACAACAGGAAAAUGAAUCCGAUUUACGUCAACAAAUUGAAAAUGUAAGCAAUAAAUCGGAUUUACAGCUACAAAUACAACAGCAGCAGGAGAAGCAACAAAAAGAAGUUGAAAAAAUUACAACAGCCACCACCAGUUUCAUCAGUGAAAAUAGCAAUAAUUUGCCACAUAAACAAUACCAGCAGGGGAAUGUCCCGGUGUUGGUGGAAAAGGAAGAGCAGUUGUUGCAACAAAAACAAUCUGAAAAUAAGUUAAAAGAGGAAGCACAAAUUGCAAUGGCUCGUAAUCCAUAUGGUAAUAACGAAAGCGACGGACAAACACAACAUUCUUCGCCCUUUAAACCUAUUGAUGAGCCUGAAAAGCCAACUUCAAAUGCAAGUGAUAAAUAUUCUAAGGAAAAUUUUUCAGUGGAGAUGAAGGAAAAUGUUGAAUAUUCAACUUAUUCUUCAUUGUAUAAUAAGUUAUCGGCACAUUCAACAAAAUGUCAAAUAAAUUUUGAAAAUUCUUCUGUGAAUAUAACACCGAUAUCGUCGCCAACUUAUGGCGAUGAUACUAUUGCCAGUCCAUCGCCAGUCAGGAGAUCUUUUGAAUUUCGUUUGGGUGGCGAAAUCGAUGGCCGUUUAACAUAUCCACCAAUUCCUUAUAUUUUACAUGAAAUUGAUUUGGGAAGAGUUGACAUAAACAAACCAAUUUGCAUUGAUAAACUUAAGAAAACUUUACAAUUAGAUCCCAGAAUAUUUAGAACUCAUGUGAAGAAACAAUUAAUGACUUUGUGUAAACCAACUGGAAAAACAUCGAAUGCUUUGGUGUCUUUAACAACAAGCAAUACCUCGAAUUUAUCACACGGUGGUGGUGCAUCAGUAAAUUUUGCGCAACCAACAAACACAACAAUGGUUUCACCUUAUGACCCAAGAAAUCGUACACCUGCCCUAAUGACAGACAUAGCAACGCCAAUAAUGACGCCACAAACUGCACUAACUCCUUACAAUAAUAUGAAUGUGGUUGCGGCAACUUCGCCAUCAGCAUCAUUAACAUCAUCGCCUUAUAUGAACACAGACAUACCGAAUGCCGUUCCUUUGGCUCUGCAAUACCACAGCACAGCACAACCAAUCUUACAGCCUCAACAGCAACAAACUCCAAAUAUGUUCCUUUAUGGUUGCCUACAACGUUCGCCAUGGUAUCAGAGCCUGAUGUCUACCAUGAAAAUUCAAAUAAAUCAAUCAAUAUCACAACUGGUACGUGCCUUAAAUAACUUUCAUCGUGAACGUCUCUUAAAUCCUGAAAUGGUAUUCGACGUAUUCAAAAUUGAUUGUGCCGGUGAACUUUUGGAGAUUAUGCGUAAUUUGGGUAUAUUUGUAGAUGCAAAUGGCAUUAUCAAUGAACAGCGACAUGUUCCUUCUUUUGGCGGCCGUUCUUGUUGUAAUACGAUGCCAGUUAAUGCCACAUAUAGUUUUAUACAGCAGGUCCUAACACCCAAUACCCAUUGCACUUCGAUGACAACUGCAUCAUCGACCUAUAAUGCGGCAGGUGGUGCUGCUGCAGUUGGUUCGCUUAAUGUCAAUGAACCAUUUGUUAGUUGUUAUAUUAAAGCACCAGAACCGCCAAUACAAAAACAUUCGGAUGAAUGUGGUGUAACAAGUCAGCAUGGUCAUCAUGAUGACCACAAUAAUAAUAAUAAUACUAAUAGUAGUGUUAGUAGUAAUUGUAAUAGAUGUUGUAAUAACACUAACAGUUGCUGUGACAAUGGCAGCGGUGGCAACAACAACCAAAAUAGUCAUUAUAAUCAAAAUAAUAAUAACAAUAAUAGACGCUUUGGCAAUCAAUUUAAGAAACCCUAUGAUAACAAUUAUAACAACAAUAACGGCAGUAACAGCUAUCAACCACGUUCCAAUCAACGUUCAUCUUAUAGCAAUAAUCCUCGUUUUAAUAAACCUGGUUUAAGUUCUCCUUCAAAAUCCAACUCUUCGCCACCCAAUUCUCCAAGAGGAAGAGGAGGAGGUGGUUUUGAUAGUGGUAGUAGUUAUGGUGGCGGUGGUCGUGGAGGACGUGGUGGUUUUAAUAACAAUCGUCGUUUUAAUAAUUUCAAGAACAAGGAUAACAAUUACGAUAAUAAUGCUAGCUCUUCUUGGUCUUCAUCUUCCGCCGCGGACAACAAUGAAAAUCGUUUUAAUAAAUUUCAAAAUAAUAAUUCACCUCCUCGUUCUUCAUCACCCAUUUCAUCUUUUCAAUCGGGUUCGCCUCGUCCAGCAACAGCAGCUACUAAGUCUUCACCACCUCCUGUAGCUAAAAAGUCUUCAACUGAUGAAGAAUGUUGGGAUUCUGAUAACUGAUUAUUUGAUGCUGAUGCUGAUGUAAUUUAAUCUACAAAUUUGAAAAAUUCUGUGGAUUCAACAAAAUGAAUAAAAAGUUUUAAGUUUCAAUGAAUUAAAUAAUAAUUUCAUUUUUAUAACUAAAAAUAUAUCUAAGUAUUACUUUUAAUUUAAUGGAAAAAGUAAACUAAUUUCAAUGUAUAACGUGCUGGUACGUUACUUUAAAAUGAAAUAACUUAUUUCCUGUUUAUUUUUUUCUUAUUUAUUAUUUUAAUAUAUAUUUACUUUUAAAUUAAAUUAACAAAAAAAGAAGUCAUAGUAGUAGCAGUUACUAUUUCUUCUUUUAAUCAUAUUUAAAUGAGAAUUUUUGUGAACUAAAAGUAACUAUUUUCUUUUUGUUAUACUUAAAAUAUAAUGCAUUUGAAUAAAGCGACAUUUUUUUAAAG
Messenger RNA from Lucilia sericata (common green bottle fly), 6614 nucleotides. Its product is annotated as inner centromere protein A-like. Gene Ontology annotation, molecular function: metal ion binding. The record is from RefSeq and is a predicted model, not a curated record. The transcript is spliced from 9 exons. Lineage: Eukaryota; Metazoa; Arthropoda; Insecta; Diptera; Calliphoridae. The coding region runs from base 127 to 6189 and encodes 2020 amino acids.